Capsicum annuum is the source of this 960-nucleotide messenger RNA. Its product is annotated as casparian strip membrane protein 2. The transcript is spliced from 3 exons. The record is from RefSeq and is a predicted model, not a curated record. The coding region runs from base 143 to 784 and encodes 213 amino acids. Lineage: Eukaryota; Viridiplantae; Streptophyta; Magnoliopsida; Solanales; Solanaceae.
UUAAAGAGCCUCUCAAAUUUUACAUACAUCCCCCCUUCAUUACUUAUAUAUUUUUUUUUUAUAACGCAAAAACGUUCGUAUAACUUAAGAACCCCUCUCAAUUAUCUUACAUACAUCCCCUAGCAUAUAUUAAAUUAAUUAAAUGGAUUCAAAAUCCACUAGCCAUGAAACAGCAGUUAACAUACCUGAAACUGAGUCCACCAAGCUAAAAUCUUCUUCUGCUGCACCAGCUGCCACAGUUGUAACUACCACAAAAGCCAUUCCUCAUAAUCCAAAGGCGGGAUUGCGAAGAGGGGUUGCCAUUUUCGACUUUAUUUUGCGACUUUGUGCACUUGUUUUUGCUCUGGCUGCAGCAACUACUAUGGGAACUACUGAUGAAACUCUUCCUCUCUUUACUCAGUUCUUUCAGUUCGAAGCUAGCUAUGAUGAUCUCCCUGCUUUCUCGUACUUUGUGGUGGCAAAUGCUAUUGCAAGUGCAUACCUUGUCCUGUCUUUGCCUCUCUCCAUUGUUUGCAUUGUUCGACCACAUCUAGUUGGAGCCAAACUUCUACUUUUAAUUCUUGAUACGGUAAUGGUGGGAUUUACGACAGCUGGAGCAGCAGCUGCUGCUGCCAUAGUAUACUUAGCACACAACGGCAACUCCACCACACAAUGGCAGUCGAUAUGUCAGCAGUUCGGAGAUUUCUGCCAGCGAGUGAGCGGCGCGGUGGUGGCUUCCUUCCUUGCAGCAUUCAUCUUCAUCAUCCUUGUUGUUUUCUCUGCUCUGGCUCUCCGUAGGCAUUAGGACCAUUUGCUGUUGUUGUGAACUGUUUAUCUUAUCUAUGUAUAUCAUUUGUUGUCUUCAGCUUUGCUAAAAUUUGUAUUUGGUGUCUUUUCAUUUUGAUUUUGUUGUAAUUAAAGUGCUGCAUGCUUAGUUCUACGUACUGUUUGAGAGUUCUUUCGGACGUCCAUUUGGUUAUU